This is a messenger RNA of Haplochromis burtoni (Burton's mouthbrooder), 9078 nucleotides long. Its product is annotated as pleckstrin homology domain-containing family A member 5. The record is from RefSeq and is a predicted model, not a curated record. Gene Ontology annotation, molecular function: phosphatidylinositol-3-phosphate binding; phosphatidylinositol-4-phosphate binding; protein binding. Gene Ontology annotation, cellular component: cytosol. The transcript is spliced from 29 exons. The coding region runs from base 4491 to 8771 and encodes 1426 amino acids. NCBI's taxonomy places the organism in Eukaryota, Metazoa, Chordata, Actinopteri, Cichliformes, Cichlidae.
UUUUAUUGUGUUACUUUUAUUCAUCACUGUUGUUACUUGACAAUGAGCAAAGUAUAUUGAGUUUGCUGCUUUGAAUGAGCAGUGUGAACUGCUUUAAUGAUUGGUGAUGCCUACAUUGCCAUGUAAUGAAAACCCAUUUGAAUUUGAUCAGUUGUACAACUUUAGAAAUAGGACUUGAAUUUGAAACAGACGUUGUUCAUGCUUUAUACCUUAAACAGAAGUGUUGUUAGUUAAGUGUGAACAAUGUUCAUUUGAAGUAAUUCUGACCUCAGUCAGGUUUUUUGAUUUGGAGAAAGGAGUCGAGACUCCACGGAGAACUUUGGAUUACAGACUUUGUGGAAAUCCGCAGAAGAGGAAUAAUUUUCCAUUGCAAUGGAUGGCAAGCCGCAGCCCAUAUGGAACUGAAUCUUGAAGUCUGGUUCCCUGAACUGUGGUAGGACAAAACUGUGCAAACCAUACAUCGAUUGUGGACUGAACUCACACCAAUAAACUGCCAGAUCACCAAACAGCCCUGAACUGGAUUCCAUUGACACUUUAAAAGACCCGGGUCUGACAUUCGUUUCUUUUUUACUUUUUGGGUAUCUGUGCGCGCACACACAAUUUUGGUUAUUAUUGUCAAAUGCAAUACAGUGUACAAAUUUCAAAGUUGAACCAUUACUUCAUCAUUUGCGGUUGUGUUUUCAUUGUCGUUACCCAUCCUCUAUGCUCCGUUCCUGAAGUCUUCUGAUUUGCCCAUUGUUUAUAUAUUUUGUUACAUACUGGUUACAUUCUUCUAAGAAAGCAAGACUCAGACUUGGCCUCGAGAUGGUCUACAAGAAAUAAAUGCUUGUAGCAAGUUUCAGUAACAAAAUGGGGUGACAUAAUCAUUGGCAAAUAGGACAAGUAUGGUCAAAGUUUUCUCUGAAUGCUGCACUGACCACACUGGAAAAGCCUUUGAAACAGUAUUACAUACUACAACAUUUCAGCAACACUUGCUUAAAAAGAAGACUAUGUUCAACCUUCAUUUUCACCGCACACUGUGAUCUGUGAGUUUAUGCAGAGGCAGUGGGUUACCUCUAUUACUUGUUUGUAAGGUUUUAGUUAAGAACACACAGCAUACAUGUUUAAUGAGUGAUACAUUCUUUGAAUUUUAAAAGCUUCACACUCAUGGCAUCUGCUCUGAAAAAAGCUAAAUGACUGUACCUGGAAGAAUCACACCAUUUUUAGACACUCAUGUCACAGCUGACAAGGAUUUUCAGUGUAGAAACAAAUUAGGCACACAUCGGGAGAAAUGGUAUCAAAGUAUGUUUGAAGCUCAGAAGAGUAUGUCUUGUUCUCCUGCCAGAUACAUAGUCAAAGAUGUUUGAGAGACAGGAAGUAUACACAAAGCUUCACAGCUGUCUUCCCACUUUAGACAUGAAUGGAAUCUGUACAGCAGAGUGAAGAUCACAAAAUAGGGACAUUUUCACACCUGAGCUACUCUGUAGUAAAACGGCUGUUUGCUAAGAGGAAAUUCCAUCAAUCCAUUUUCUUCUGCUUAUCUGGGGCCGGGCAGCAGAGGAGCCCAGACCUCCCUCUCUCAAGCAACCACCUCCAGCUUAUCCAGGAGAACACAGAGGUGUUCCCAGGCAAACUGAGAGAUAUACAGUGUGUCUGUCGCGGUGGGACAUGCCCAAAACACUUCACCCACGAGGUGUCCAGCAGAUGUCUCAUUUCCCGAGCCACCUCAUCUGGCUCCUUUCAGUGUGGAAGAAUAGUGUCUCAAAUCUCCUCCAUUUGGCUAACCUCCUCACCCCAUCUGUAAAGGAGAAGCCAGCCACCCUUGAGAGAAAGCUGAUUUCCACCUCUUGCAUCUGCAGUCUCAUACUUGCAUUCACCACCCAAAGCCCAUGACUGUGGGUGAGGGACAUAGAUUGACCCGUAAAUCAGAGCUUCGCUUUAUGCUCAGCUCUCUCUUUACCAUGACAGACUGGUACACUGUCUGCAUCACUGCAGCCGCAGCACCAAUCCGUCUGAGUUGGCACUCCGGUCUGUUAUCUGUUGCUGAGGACCAUUGACUCGGAUUUGAAGGUGGAGCUUCUCUUUUCCGCCGCUUCACACUCAGCCUCAAACCGCUACCGUACAAGCUGGAGGCUACCACCUGAUGAAGCUAACAGAACUACAAAAAGAAAUUCCAUCCUUAAAAGUAAUGAACAAAAACCGAGACAAAGGCCACCCUGGCAAAGUCCAACACCCACUGAUAAUGAGUCCGACUUAAUCCCGUCAACACAGGCCAAGCUCUUGCAACGUUUGUAUGAGGACUGGCUCAUAGCAAAGGGGCCUGAGAGCCCAUACUCCUACAGAAUAUACUGAGGGAUGCAGUUGAAUGCCUUCUCCAAGUCCAGACAACACUUACAGGGCAAACUCCCACCCACUCUCAAAUAUCCUCGAGAGGAUAAAGAGCUGGUUCAGUGUUCAACGACUAGGACGAAAAUUGCAUUAUCCUCCUUCAUCCAAGGUUCAGCUAACGAAAAGACUUCUUUCCAGCAUAGACUUUCCCAGGGAGGCUGUGGAUUUGUGAUGCCCCUAUAGUAGGGACACACCCUCCAGACCCAUUUCAGACCACCCUGGCCUCACCAUAGUCCUCCCAUACCUGGGUUUUUGCAUCAGCAAUUGCCGAAGUCACAUUCCGCUUGGCCUGGUGGUACUCCAUACCUUUGGCUGCCACUGAAGUCCUGCAAGCUAACCAAGCCCAAUAGGACUCCUUCAAGAUGGUGGAAACCUCGUUUCCACCAUGUUGUUCGGGGUUUACCACCUUGCAGUCACAGCUCAAUGCAGCAGCCUCAGCAACAGAGGUGCUAAACUUUGGGCCAUUUGGACUCUGUGUCCCCAGACUCCUUCGGUAUGCUGUUGAAGCUCUGCCAGAGGUGGAUCUCGUGGACCAGGGGCCUCUGCCAGGCAUUGCCAGUGCACCCUCAGUACAAGUUUAGGUGUGUCAGCAUUCUUCCUCGCAACCUCAUCCAAUUCGCCAGCGGGUGGUAAUAGACUGACAGCUCAGACUCUCUCUUCACCCGAGUGUCCAGAAUAUUCAGCUGCAGAUCUGAUGAAAAGAUUACAAAAUCAGUCAUCGACCUGUGACCUCCUGGUGCCUCGUGCACUAGUGGACUUUGUCACAAACUGUGGUUUGCACAGAAGUCCAGUAACAGAACACCGCACGGUCCAGAUCAGGCAGGCCCUUCCUCCGGGUCUCACUGUCAUUGCCGACCCCGCUCACAUUCUUCACCCCGCAUUUCAAUGGCUUCCCUCUGGGCGGCGCCUCCGCUGCAUUUCCUGCAGGACUGAGGGGAGGAGCGCCACCUUUGUCCCCAAAGCCACUCUGCUUUUUAACUCCAGCUGAUAAGAACAUUUCCCACACCAGAAACAUAAACUACACUCUUUUUAUACUGCCGACACUUUACUCACUUUUACUCAGUUAUUUAUUCACCUAUUCAGUCAAAUUAAUUUUAAAACUAUAUAUUCUGUGUAUUUGUUAUCUCACUCUUAUCGCCUGCUUAUGCCCUGUUCUUAUCUUCAACGUCAUGCUGCUCUGUUGUAUCUUAAUUGCUCCUUGGGGAUAAAUAAAGUCAUUCUGAUUCUAAAUGGGAUACAUUGACACGUCUCCUAGUAGAACAACAGAGUCUCCAGGUGGAGAACCCUUGAGCGCCCCACCUAGGGUUUCCAAGAAGGCUGGGUACCCUGAACUGUCAUGCAGAUGACAGUCAAGACCUGUUCCCAAAGGCACAAGGAACAAACCACUCGCCCACUUGGAAAAACUCCCAAAGUAAAAGCAGCAAGCUGAGUGGAUACAAAAUUAAGGGAAUAUAAAAUUAAAGGUGGUGUUGAUUUCGCUGAGAGAAUUAGUCAGUGGGAAAUGGGGCUUAAAAAAGCCUGGUUGACUUGUGGUGACUUGGCUGCCAUCUGGGCAACACUGGACAGUUUUUAUUUCAGGGAAUAACUGGGAAAAGAGCAAUGUCUGCAAAUUCGCUAGAAUAGAAAAAACAGUCAAAUAUGAUGAAAAAAAACCACUUCAAAGAUUGAAGUUUGAUAAAUGACGAUAUUAUUCUGAUCAUUUAUUAAACUUUUGUUGCCAUUAGCUCAGUCGUUGAUAUAAAUGGCAGGUUUUAUAGCUGCUACAUAUUUGUUUUGUUUUUCCUUUCUGCAUCACGAGUUGCCACUUCACAUGAACACAUCUGUCUGAAUAGCAGUAGAACAGGCAGAGAGAGAGAGAAAGGGAGGGCUGUUUAGCAACACAGGCAUCGCUACAGCCUUCACCCAAAACGAAGCUCAUGAAAACGGAAGACGUCCUCCUCCUGCUCUCCCUGUCACCUUAACGCCUGAUACUGUUCCUCUGCCACAAUGAGCGAAAGGUGACCUGUAAGCACCCGGUGUCUGGGUUCCCCUCACAAGACAACUGCAUCUUUGUGGUUAAUGAACAAUCGGCUCCCAAGUCUUCGUCGGAACAGGGAAGCAGCAGUGACAAGAAGGAGCGUCCUAUGAGUACCAUGAGUGAAGCGUCAAACUACACAGGUGGCUCCGAUUACAGCACCUUCACUGGCAGCCCAGCCACCACAGUCACUACUGCCAUUACCACUUCCACCUCAUCUACACGGCCUUCUAGGUCUUCCAGAAAAGUCCACAACUUUGGCAAGAGGUCCAACUCAAUCAAGAGAAACCCCAAUGCCCCAGUGGUGAGGAGCAGCUGGCUUUACAAACAGGACAGUACAGGCAUGAAGCUGUGGAAGAAGAGGUGGUUCGUCCUGUCUGACAUGUGCCUCUUCUACUACCGUGAUGAAAAAGAGGAUAGCAUCCUAGGAAGCAUCCUGUUGCCCAGUUUUCACAUAUCUAUGUUGUCGGUGGAUGACCACAUCAGCAGGAAAUAUGCCUUUAAGGCCACGCACCCCAACAUGCGGACAUAUUACUUCUGCACUGACACAGCCAAAGAGAUGGAGUCCUGGAUGAAAGUCAUGACAGACGCUGCUCUCGUCCACACUGAACCAGUCAGAAGAACGGACAAGUUGAAAGGGGACCAGCGGAGACCGCAAGAGCUGAACAACCUGCUGAACCACAGAGUCCUCACACGGCCCGAGAUCCAGAACAACGAACGCAAUCGAGAACCUGCGUGUCAACAUUCCCUGUCGCAGGUCGACGACAAAUGGCAAAAAGAUGUUGUGAAACACAAUGACCAGAGGGAGCAGGAGUAUUACACCUUACAGCGGGAGGGAGAAAGGUACUCUCUGAAGAAAGAGGGCGUGAGCUACAUGCUGCAGAAGGAUGGAGAUAGGUAUCUCCUGCACAAGGAUGGAGAAAAGUACCUCCUGAGAAAGGAUGGGGAGAAAUACUCGCUGCAGAAAGAUGAAAAAGUGUACACCAUUCACAGAGAUCUGGAGAAGUGCGGCGUCCGUAAAACGGAUGAUAAACACGCGGUGACGCCGGCUGAGGAAAAGUACGCACCCUCCAAAGAUGGGGAGAAGUAUCUGCUCGCAAAAGACGGAGAAAAGUACGCGCUGCAGAAAGUAGGCGACCGACACACGCUCCAGAAAGAUGGAAAAAAGUGCCUCUCUCAAAAGGAGGUCAAGAGACAGCUGUCAUUAAAGGAAACUGAAAGGUUCAGCACUAUGAGGGAGAAGGAUAAUAAAUAUGGCACUAUACAAGUUAUGGACAAAUACAGCACUAUGAAAGAAAUUAAGAGAUACAGCUCGUUUCGAGAGGGGGAUAAAUACGCGACUCUGAGGGACGCAGAGAAAUGUGCUACGGUUUGUGAUAAAUACGGCUUUCAGAGAGAUCCGAGCACCGACAGGGCUCUGACUAAAAUCAACAGCAUCAAGCUACAACCAGCCCAGGCUGCUGCCAUCGCAGCUGCGGUGUCUGCGUCUCGCCAGAACCAGGCCAACAUCAGCGCCCAGAAACCUGCACAGGUCAGUGGCUCAGGGUGUGGGACAGGCGAGCAGCAAAGGGACUGCAGCCCCACAGAGGUGGAUGGCAACCUGGCCAGGGUUCCCGUAAAGUCUCCAGCUCCAGUCCAGGAGCCAGAAAAGGGUUUGUCCAGGACCAACUCCAUGCAGCUGCUGGAGCACUGGGUCCAUCCGCAAAGGAGAGGACUGGACGAUAACCCAAAGAGUGUUACAUCGUACCAGACUUUACCGAGAAACAUGCCCAGCCACCGUACCCAGAUUGUACCCCGCUACCCUCAGGGGUACCGCACGCUGCCCCGCAACAGCAUGAUGAGGCCCGAAAGCAUUUGCAGUGUGGCAGGCUCGGUAUAUGACCGGGCCCUCCAUCCAGCCUGCACGUCUGCUGUUAGCACAACAGAGAAGAGAAAAUCAAUGAGGGAUGACACAAUGUGGCAGCUCUAUGAGUGGCAGCAGAGGCAGGCCUUCUCCAGGCAAAGUCUGGCUCAGCCAGCAGGUGUGGGUCAUUACGGCACGCUGCCCAGCAUUAAAACCAUGGGCAACAUCUCCCAACAUGCCGUGGCGCACUCCAUUCCCACUUCCCCAUCUCAUGGCUCUCUGGCUCUGUACAGCACAUUCUCCCCUUCUCGUCAGCAGGUUGCUCAAAAUCAUAGUAGCUCCCACUCUGAGGUUUCUUCGCCCAUAUUGAGGGGGGACGUGACUCUUGAUCGCCGGCACAGGACACACCUUGCGAAGUACGGAUACACAGCUGAUCGACGAUCCAUUGCAGUUGGCAUCCCAUCUCAGACUAUCACUCCACAGUCUCUGCAGGGCAAGACGCCGGAGGAGCUGACACUGCUGCUGAUCAAGCUUCGCCGGCAGCAGGCGGAGCUCAACAGCCUGCGGGAACACACAGUAGCUCAGCUAAUGGCCGUUGGUAUGGAAGGGCACAACGCAAAGACUGAUGUUCUCUUCCAUCAUCUCCAGAGGAACCUUAUAUACCUGGAAAGUCAGACGAAGGAGAAUGAGCCUCUAAUCUUCAUGAUUCACACUAUGAUUGAGAACUCUGCACCAAGGCCACAACUCUACCAGCAAACGAGUUCAGAUGACUACAAAGACGGCGCCUUCGUUCAGCGCCCAGAGGAGGCUGACAUAGAUACCAAGCUGAGCAGACUGUGUGAGCAGGACAAAGCAGUGAGGAUGCAGGAGGAGAAACUGCAGCAGCUACACAGAGAGAAGCACACUCUGGAGACAGCGCUGCUGUCUGCCAGUCAGGAGCUGAGUGAACAGAGUGACUCCAAUGCAGCAGCCACACAGAGCCUGGUCCAACAGAGAGAUGUGCUGCAAAAUGGGCUGCUCAGCACCUGCAGGGAGCUGUCCCGAGUCAGCACUGAGCUAGAGUGCUCCUGGAGGGAGUACGACCUACUGGAGGCAGAUGUUACUCUGGCCAAAUCCAACCUACUGGAACAGCUGGAGGCCCUGGGCAGCCCACAGACAGAGCCUCCAAGUCAGCGGCACAUUCAGAUCCAGAAAGAGCUGUGGAGGAUCCAGGAUGUGAUGGAGGCGCUGUCCAAGAACAAACCCCAGCGGAGCACAAAUAGCAGUUUUCUUGGUUCAAAGCCACUCAGCAUCCAGCAGAAGAAUGAGGCAGUCACUCAGCCACUCAGUCCUCCCAAGGAGGGCAACAGCGUACCCCCCCGCCCGCCUCUCCCCCAGUACUACGACUCAUCAGACCGCCCCCCUCAAGUGCCCCCCCACCACUUGCACCGUGGUGGGCCCAUGCCCUCCCACAAUUAUCGUCCUGAAGACCGCAAAACCGGCACCAGGAAUGGAGCACACAGUCAAGCUCCAGAUUACCGGCUAUAUAAGAGCGAGCCGGAGCUGACCACGGUGAACGAGGAAGUGGACGAGGCCAACGGUGAAGAGAAGGACAAGGCUGAGACUGAAAGUAAAGACGGCGCAUCAUCCAAAGUGUCCCCGUACCGAGUGGGUGUCAUCCCCCCCAGGACCAAAUCCCCAAUGAGCCCUGCCGAGUCCUCCACUAUUGCUUCCUACGUUACCCUGAGGAAGACCAAGAAACCUGAAUCCAGAUCUGAUCGUCCCAAAAGUGCAGUGGAUCAAAUAGGAUUUGGGGAGAGAGAGGUGGGCAGAACAAGGAUGAGUGUAGAGGAGCAACUGGAUCGACUAAGAAGAAAUCAGGAGGCCUUGUUGCUCCGUGAGAAAAAGAAAGAAACCCCAACCCGCUCACCAUCCUUCAGCAAAGACAAUCCAUUUCUUAUUCUGCAGAGUCGUAUCCCAGCAGGAGCCGGUGCAGACCCUUUGGAGCUGGAGGCUGCACUGCAGCAGCUGAAGGUGGAGCACAAGGAGCAGAGCAGAGCUUCUGUUGACGCUGCAGGAAACUGCACAGAAAGAACGCUGACUGUUGCAAAGGAGAUGCCCACAGCAGAGGAGGUGAAAAAUGGCAAAUGUGAGGAAGUAAAGCAAGACGGGAACACGGGCCUGAAGAGUGUGGAAGAGCCACAGGUUACGAUGGGCAGAUUAGAUCAUGAGCUGUGUGAGAGUCAAAAGGUGGUGAUCCUGGACUUGGGCACGGAGCCUCAGCGGGUGGAGAUUGUGAACCUUGAGCCCUUCGAGGACGACGAAAGCCGAGAGCAAGAUCUGACCAGCUCACCUACAAAUGCCACCACUGAAAACAGCUUCCAGAUUGUUGAGCCUGAGACUCCAAGCCCUGAGCCCGAGGUCGAAGAGAUGACACAACCGUCGAGGGGAGAUAAGAACCUCGGGAAGAGCCUGGAUUCAUACAACCAGCUGACAGCAGACAACAAAAAACACAACAACAGUAUUUUGGCAUCGCAGACGUUCACUUUGGUGAGCAGUGACACGUGAGCAAUGGCGGCCUGGACAUCCUCACUGGCGUCCCAUUGAGCUCAAAUGUAGCCAGCCUGCACAGAGCAAUGCUUCCUGCAUUUACAACGAAAUCUGUUGGCACUAGUGUUACGUGCCAAUACAGAGACGGAGACUGAGAGGAUGAUGAUUCAGACUGACCGACACCUAGACGACCAGCCAUCAUAUUCAAAGAGGCAGAUAUUCUGUAUCUUUAGUGCUCAUUAGAUCUGCCGGCACAUACUCUGUCCUUAAGCAAAACACAUUCUGUGGAGAUGUCAGCAUAUUCUAGGACUGUAAAAUGGUUUAG